GCCUCGCCUCGGGCUCGCCGCCACCAGCAGCAGCAGCAGCGGAGGAGGAGGCAGCAGCGGGGUCCCCCGCGGCAGGGGAGGAUGAAGGUGACCGUGGACUUCGAGGAGUGCCUGAAGGACUCGCCGCGCUUCAGGGCAGCUUUAGAAGAAGUAGAAGGAGAUGUGACAGAACUGGAACUGAAACUUGACAAGCUGGUGAAGCUUUGUAUUGCAAUGAUUGAUACUGGGAAAGCAUUCUGUACAGCCAACAAGCAGUUCAUGAAUGGAAUUAGAGACCUUGCACAAUAUUCCUGCAAAGAUGCCUUGGUUGAGACCAGCUUGACAAAGUUCUCUGACACCUUACAGGAAAUGAUCAAUUAUCACAAUAUCCUGUUUGACCAAACCCAAAGAUCAAUUAAAGCACAGCUUCAGACUUUCGUUAAAGAAGACAUUAGGAAAUUUAAAGAUGCAAAGAAACAGUUUGAAAAAGUUAGUGAAGAAAAAGAGAAUGCUCUAGUAAAAAAUGCCCAGGUUCAAAGAAAUAAGCAACACGAAGUAGAGGAGGCAACCAAUAUUUUGACUGCAACACGGAAAUGUUUUCGACACAUAGCUCUGGAUUAUGUUCUUCAGAUCAAUGUUCUUCAGUCUAAAAGGAGAGCAGAAAUCUUAAAAUCGAUGUUAUCGUUUAUGUAUGCCCAUCUGACUUUUUUCCAUCAAGGCUAUGAUCUUUUUAGUGAACUUGAGCCCUACAUGAAAGAUCUUGGUGCACAGCUGGAUCAGUUGGCUGUAGAUGCUGCAAAGGAGAAGAGAGAUAUGGAGCAAAAGCACUCCACUAUUCAACAAAAGGAUUAUUCCAGUGAUGAUACUAAACUAGAAUACAAUGUAGAUGCAGCCAAUGGUAUUUUUAUGGAAGGCUAUCUAUUUAAGCGAGCCAGCAAUGCCUUCAAGACUUGGAACAGGCGCUGGUUCUCAAUACAGAAUAACCAACUCGUGUACCAGAAGAAAUUUAAGGAUAAUCCCACAGUAGUUGUUGAAGAUUUGCGGCUUUGUACAGUUAAACACUGUGAAGACAUAGAAAGACGUUUCUGUUUUGAAGUGGUUUCUCCAACAAAGAGCUGCAUGCUUCAGGCUGACUCGGAGAAGCUGCGACAGGCCUGGAUUAAGGCUGUUCAGACCAGUAUUGCUACAGCAUAUAGAGAGAAAGGGGAUGAAUCUGAGAAACAGGAAAAGAAAUCCUCCCCUUCCACUGGAAGCCUAGAAUCUGGCAGUGAGACAAAGGAGAAGUUGUUGAAGGGCGAAAGCGCUCUCCAGCGCGUUCAGUGCAUUCCUGGUAACGCCGCCUGCUGCGACUGUGGCUUGGCUGAUCCUCGGUGGGCCAGCAUCAACCUGGGCAUCACCCUCUGCAUCGAGUGCUCUGGGAUACACAGGAGCUUGGGAGUCCACUUUUCAAAAGUAAGAUCUUUAACGCUGGAUUCAUGGGAACCUGAACUUCUAAAGCUUAUGUGUGAAUUGGGAAAUGAUGUUAUAAAUAGAAUAUAUGAAGCGAAGUUGGAAAAAGUGGGAGUGAAGAAGCUACAACCUGGAAGCCCAAGGCAGGAGAGGGAGACAUACAUCAGAGCAAAAUAUGUGGAAAGAAAGUUUGUAGAGAGACAGCCUGCGUCAGUAUCUCUGCUGGAAUCUGGAACAAAAGUUUUGCCUCAAAGUCAACAAGAGAAAAGGCACAGCGGCCCUGAAAAACCCCUUUUGGCUGGGGAGCAAAGUGCGGCAUCCCAAAAAGUCCAAAGCAGUGACAGUGGGAUCCAGCAGAGUGCUGAUGACAGCAGAGAACACCUUGCCUCUACUACAUCAGUGAACAGUUUGUAUGAACCAGAAGGAGACAAGCAAGAGUCUUCUGCGUUCUGUGACUCCAAACAGCCUAGUCCAGGGCUGCAGCUGUAUCGAGCUGCCUUUGAGAAGAAUCUUCCUGAUAUGGCAGAAGCAUUGGCCCACGGAGCUGAAGUAAACUGGGUCAAUGUAGAGGAAAACAAAGCAACACCACUCAUUCAGGCCGUGCGAGGGGGUUCGUUGGUUACGUGUGAGUUCUUGCUGCAGAACGGGGCCAACGUGAACAUCAGGGACAUGAAGGGAAGGGGGCCGCUGCACCACGCCACGGUCCUAGGACACACUGGGCAAGUGUGUUUAUUCCUAAAACGAGGAGCAAACCAGCAUGCCACCGACGAAGAUGGGAAAGAUCCAUUGAGUAUAGCAGUAGAAGCUGCAAAUGCAGAUAUUGUAACGCUGUUGCGUUUAGCACGGAUGAAUGAAGAAAUGCGUGAAUCGGAAGGACUCUAUGGACAGCCAGGAGAUGAAAUUUAUCAGGACAUUUUUCGUGACUUUUCUCAAAUGGCAUCAAAUAAUCCAGAGAAGCUAAACCGUUUCCAGCAGUCAGAUUCCCAGAAGUCUUAAGUGUCAAGAAGGAAAAGAACCUGAUCUUUAUAGUGCAAGUCUUUUUUUACUUUAGUGGAAUGAAUUAUAUGCAUUUUGUUAGAUAGUUUGGAUAAAAUGACCACUCUAAUGUAGCUUUAGAUUGUGGUAGCUGGGGAAAUGUGUGAGUUGUUUUAUGUCCUACAGUACGUAUACCUCAGCAGCUGAAGAAAAUGUUUAAAAAAAAUAAUAAAUGCCUGCUAGCUCAGUAUGAAAAUAGUACCUGUUAGCAAGUAUGGUGUUUGUCUGCAGUUCGUACAUAAAGUUAGCGGAGCAGAUUGCAGGCUCUGGAUGGCAGGACGGUCAGACCACCUUUGCUGUUUAGUGUCCCCUACUGUCAUCUGUCUCCCCGUUGCCAUGAAGAAUGUGCCUCUGACAAGAAGGUCUGGGUUGCAUUUUCUGGGACUAUUUGGAAGGGAAAUCGGGUAACGACUUACUGGGUUGUCCUUCUGUUUGUGGGCCUGUAACCUAACAGAUUCUCUUGUUCCUACACUGACUGUGGUCAGAGGUAGGCUGUUCAUAACAAGAGGUGGUAACUCCUGUUCUUUCACAAGUGGAAGCUUUAACACCAGGCUGGCCUUUACGCUGGUGACUGCGGGUCAGUCACAAUAGGUGUCUGUCCUGGAGGACCAAACUUCUAAGAGCAGUCUAUUUUUUCCUUUUUUUUCUCUUAAAUUAAACUUUCUGUGCAGUGAGUAUACUUUUAAAUGAGCAUGUGGAACUUUUCAUGAACAAUAAACUUAAUCCUUUUGGAUGUGUUGUGGGGUUUGUUUGUAGUAUCUUGACAUCAAAACUUGAAAUUUGAGACAUGAAAGUAAAUACUGAGCCAGUGGAGUUUGUGUAGAACAGUGAUGGGAAGGCUGUUUGUUACCUUUCCUUUCGCUGUUCUCCCCACUAGCCCUAAGCUGAGUAUGUAAGAUCUCAUAUGUAAUGCAGCCACCCUGAAUCUAGGGCAGUCUAAUCCUUUAUAUCAGAAAGCAGUAUCCUUUAUGUGAUCUGCAGAGAUGUGUAUGUGGACAUGUUGCCUAAACUAAGGUGUACACAAGAAAACCUAGGAAUUUCACUGCAUGUUUUUGCAAAGUAGGGAACAACCAUAGUCUCCAGCUGUAUUCUGAGGGCAGCAACACAGUUUGCUUUAUGGAAUAGUGAGCUCUGCUGAUAUGUCUAUAAAUGGUAUCUGUAGAUACAUGCUUAUGUGUCAGGUUAUUUAAUACCUAGAUAGUAAUCACCUGAAGCACUAAAGUAGCAGAUGCAAUUCUUUAUGCUCUAUUUGUCUGCCCUACACAUAACUUUAGGAGAAUUUUUAGGUAGCAUAGCAUCAAUCUGAGAUUUUAACAAUCCUAAUAGCCAUGGCAUUAUGCCAACCUGCUGUUUGAAUGUAUUUAGAAAAUGAAUUGGCUUUUCCCCAAGCUGGCUGAGAAGAAAAAUUGGCUAAAAAAUUUUGGUAAGCUAUGGUAAAAUUAAACUGUCUGGCAUGUUAAAUUUGUAAGCUAUUUCAAAUAUUUAUCGUUUUGCAUCAACUGUGGAAUAAUGUAUCAGAUCUGAAUGAUUAUUGCUGCAAAGCUAAUAGCAUUUUAGAAGUGUCCAAUAGAUUCUUUUUUCAAGCAGAAGAACCUUACAAAACAGUUCUUGCUUUGUGAGUGCUCUAAUUAUGCUAGGAAAAGCAGACUCUGCCCAUUUAAAAAGUGUGUUUAGUCUGAAUAAUAAACUUAGGAGUAUCACCUGUAAGCAGUAGUUUCUAGUAAGUUGUCUUUUAAAUAGCUGUUUAUGAAAUAAUAUACUUCCUAAUCUGCAGUAUUUAGCAGCAGUGGAUAUUAUAGUAGAUCUUAGAGAAAGUAAAAUACCCAGUGUACAGAUGGGACUAUGUAAGAUAUGGCUACGUAUAGUAUACACUUUAGACAUAGGUUUUUCUAAAGAGUUACCUUUCGCAGCCUGCCUGACAGCAGUAUAUGGUGUGAUUGGCUACAGUGUAAAGCUCCCUAAAGCUUAAUGGCAUAAUCACUAUCUCAGUCCGUGCUUCUUGGAAAAAUGUCUGAGAGACUUCUUUUGAAUCUCUGCUGGUAUUUUCCUUCCUAGCCAUGAAAAUUUGUGACACUUUUUGCAGGACAGCUUCCUGUAGACUUUUUUCAGGUCAGGUGCAAUACAUGUGUCAAUAUGUUGCUCAUCAGCAAAAAUGAAUAUGCCAUUAAGCUGCAUGAAAUGCAUUGAGGGCUUAGUCCUGCCAAAGACUGUCAGGGUCAGUGCUUCAGGGACUCUCUAACUCAGAGGAUCCAGCCCUCAGUAAUACAAAAUAUGAUUAUUUCUAGUACUCUGAAGAUCUGGAUUUCCCUAUCGAGUUCUAACUUGAGUGCUAAUCUUCUGCUCAGCAAUAUUAAGAAACUUCCAUUUUUAUUACAAUGCGAAUCUGAGUAUAACUAGAAUAAGACAGUAGUGCUCCAUUGUAGGUUAGCAUCUUGUACUCUGUGCCAGGUAAUGGGAAGCUUCAAUUCCAGUUCAUGUUUCUGUGUGGAUAUGAAAUAUCAAAGGUCUCAGUCAGUGAGGUACAAAAUCAGUAGAUUCCUAACACGAUUUAAAAUCAGCUUUCAUGUGUAUUUCUAGUAAUUUACGAGAUAGCCCAUUGAAAGAUUUUAUAAUAUCUUUCCUAGCCAGAGUUAGAUCAUGUGUUCCAAAGGUCUCUUGGAAAGACAAAUGUCAAGGAGCUCAGCAUAUAUUCUAAUGCAUCUUGACUUCAGAGGUAUAAUUUACUGAUGUUGCACAUUGGCUAUAGUGGGGUCUGUGGUGUUUCCUUAGUGAUCUGUAUUGUUUUGAUUGUUCAUUAGGUUUCAUCUUUAAUCUUAAUGUCAGUACAGAGCAUAUAAACUAAAUUUUUUGAAUUAUCAUACUGAAUUAUGCCACUGAAUUAUAUUAGACAUGCUGGAAUUUGUCCCUGUAAACUUUAGUGAAGGUGGUAGAUGGUAGAAGUCUUCCUUUGCUUUCACAAGCUGCACAUAUUGCUGUCUGAACGUGUGUUUCAGCUGUUCAUUACUAUGUUGUAGACCUCAGCCUCUUUACCAAUUAGGACCUAAUCUAAGAACUCCACGAAAUCAGUGGCAGCCUUACCACUGAUUUCAGAAGCUUUAGAUUGUAUCAUUCCUGGCCUCUAAUGUUAGUGUGUUAAAGGACCCUGUAUUGAUACUGCAUUUUUCACUCUGGGGUUUUAUAUUUUACCUAUUUAUAUACUGAGCUGAAAUAGUUUUAGAAAAUGCAACCAGACCUUCCAACUGCUGUCAGGAAAUCCCUGUUUAAGAGGCAGUUUCUCCUGUUUUGCUUUAUGAUAUCAGCACACACAUGUUGUCCAGAUUAUUAGAGUUAUCCUAGAUGGAGCAAAAACUUUGUAGCACUAAAGAAAAAAGGUGAGAACAGGAGUAAGCAUAGGGUUGGCUGUGGUGUUUCCAGGACUGUGGUGCUUCGCUGCAGACAUCUGUUUUAAAGCGUGGAUAUUAACUCUGCUUUUUGAUCAUGAGAAUCCCAAAUGCCACAGUGAAUAUAAAAGGACUAUUUGAUAGAACUACAACUAGUGUGCAAGUACCACGGGCAUAAUAUUUUUACACUGUUAAAAGGACUGAGCUGAUUAUUCUGAUUAUCUAAUACACUUAGAAGCAUUUUGAGAGUCAGUUUUGCAAACCUACCCCCUCUGCCCAUUCACAGAUGGACACUUUUUCCCCAAGUUAGAGAACAUGCCACUUGUUUGUGCACCCUGGGAGCCAAACUGUCUUGCUGUCUUGCACAAAAGCACAUUUUUAAAACGGGGACAGCUCCAGAAAGGCAGUGCUGGGGAAAAGGAUGAAUGUACCACUUUGGUAUAUUGCCUUUCAUACACUUGCUUUAUCUUUCUGCAUACAGUAUUUUCUUGUUUCUCUUCCCAUGGAAGGAGAUGAUAGAGGAGGAAAAAUUCCCACUCACUUUUCUGUUAGGAUUUGAUUUUCCAUGUUUUGAUAGAAAUCACUGAGAAAUUAUAAUUUCCUCAAGCAGAGAGGUUACUCUGUGUGAAAUAAUCAACUGUUUUUUUUCUUUACCCACGUGUCACUCUGUGCUCGGUGUUUUUUAAGCAUUCCAGCAGUAAAAUGCUCCUGUGACCCCUUCCCCCUUAAGGUAUAACUGUAAAGAAUGUAUAACCAGCCCUAGUUUGCAUUUAUUAAGUCUGUAGACUUUGUAUCCAAAACUUGAAUGUAGUUUUCUGUAGCUUGCCAUUGUAAAUGAGAGAAGCGCGUUAUUACCUUUGUAGUUAAUCGACUGUACAUGCUGUAAGGAUUGUAAAUACUGUACUUGAUUAAACCUUUGUAUGCUGUCAA
Calidris pugnax (ruff) is the source of this 6773-nucleotide messenger RNA. RefSeq names its product ArfGAP with coiled-coil, ankyrin repeat and PH domains 2 (gene ACAP2). Gene Ontology annotation, molecular function: GTPase activator activity; protein binding. The coding region runs from base 82 to 2424 and encodes 780 amino acids. The record is from RefSeq and is a predicted model, not a curated record. The transcript has 23 exons. Gene Ontology annotation, cellular component: cytoplasm; endosome membrane. Lineage: Eukaryota; Metazoa; Chordata; Aves; Charadriiformes; Scolopacidae.